AGAGAAGCACCUGCACCAGGACUACCUAAAACAUUUACAUCGUCACAUGGACACAGACACAGGCAUGCACCAAAACCAACACAACAACCACCUCCACAACCAACACAACAACCAACAGUUCAAAACCCUGCACAACAACCACCUCCACAACAACAACCAAAACCAACAGUUCAAAAUCCUGCACAACAACCAACAGUUCAAAACCCUGCACAGCAACAACCACAACCUGCACAACAACAACCACAACCAGCACAGCAACCAACAGUUCAAAACCCUGCACAGCAACAACCACAAACAGAGCAAGGACAUAAAAGAAGUAGAGAACAAGGAAACCAAGAAUUCUUA
Messenger RNA from Trichomonas vaginalis G3, 345 nucleotides. RefSeq names its product protein of unknown function, DUF4106 family. The record is from RefSeq and is a predicted model, not a curated record. NCBI's taxonomy places the organism in Eukaryota, Parabasalia, Trichomonadida, Trichomonadidae. The annotation marks the transcript as partial. The transcript has a single exon.